Molecule: messenger RNA, 431 nt
Organism: Staurois parvus
Lineage: Eukaryota; Metazoa; Chordata; Amphibia; Anura; Ranidae
Source: the annotation of a GenBank genome assembly
AGGUCUAGAGGGUGCCAGGGAAGGCCUACAGACAUACUGUAUACAUUAUAUUGCCAAAAGUAUUGGGACACCCCUCCAAAUCAUUGGAUUCAGGUGUUCCAAUCACCUCCAUGGCCACAGGUGUAUAAAAUCAAGCACCUAGGCAUGCAGACUGCUUCUACAAACAUUUGUGAAAGAAUGGGUCGCUCUCAGGAGCUCAGUGAAUUCAAGUGUGGUAUCAUGAUAAGUUGCCACCUGUGCAAUAAGUCCAUCCGUGAAAAUUUCCUUGCUACUAAAUGUUCCACGGUCAACUGUUCGUGGUAUUAUAACAAAGUGGAAGCAACUGGGAACAACAGCAACUCAGCCACGAAGUGGUAGGCCAUGUAAAAUGACAGAGCGGGGGUCAGUGCAUGCUGAAGCGCACAGUGCACAGAAGUUGCCAACUGUCUGUA